Messenger RNA from Malassezia vespertilionis, 2265 nucleotides. RefSeq names its product ubiquitin ligase (cullin) of SCF (gene CDC53). Gene Ontology annotation, biological process: protein ubiquitination; SCF-dependent proteasomal ubiquitin-dependent protein catabolic process. Lineage: Eukaryota; Fungi; Basidiomycota; Malasseziomycetes; Malasseziales; Malasseziaceae. Gene Ontology annotation, molecular function: ubiquitin protein ligase binding. Gene Ontology annotation, cellular component: SCF ubiquitin ligase complex. The transcript is spliced from 4 exons. The coding region runs from base 1 to 2265 and encodes 754 amino acids. The record is from RefSeq and is a predicted model, not a curated record.
AUGGCGAACAGUAUCUCGGGGGUCGCCUUGCCCCCAUCGAACGACAUUGUGGCGACAUGGGCAUUUCUUGAGCAGGGUAUCGAUGUGAUGAUGGCACGUUUGACGCAAGGCAUGUCCUAUGAACGCUACAUGCAGUUGUACACAGUUGCAUACAACUAUUGUAUUAGUAGCGGCAUGGGUGGCGCAAGCGGGAUUGCCGCCGGUGCGCACCUCAUUGGUGGGGAGCUCUAUACUCGUGUCGCACACUACUUUCAGCAGCAUUUGCAAACGACUCUGCGCGAUGUUGAGCAGCUGAAUGGCGAAGCACUGCUUCGCUGCUACUCCGCAGAGUGGGAGCGGUAUACGAACGGCACCAACUUUGUGCACCGCUUGCUUGUAUACCUAAACCGACACUGGGUCAAGCACGAGCGCGAAGAAGGCCGCACGGAUGUGCAUACAAUUUACACACUCGCGCUGAACCAGUGGAAACGAUUUGUCUUUUUACCAAUUGAGAAAGAUGGCAGACUUACUGAUGCACUGCUGCACCAGAUCCAGCUGCAGCGCGACGGCGAAGUGGUCCAGUCGACACUUCUUAAAUCUGUGCUAGACAGUUUUGUGUCGCUUGGCAUAGACGAUACCGAUGCAACGCGCGUCAACUUAGACGUGUACCGCACUUAUUUUCAGCAGGCAUUCCUUGAUGCGACCGAAGCGCACUACAAAGCCGAAAGCGAUGCUUUUCUCGCGCAAAACUCAGUGACGGACUACAUGCGCAAGGCCGAUGUGCGUUUAAAGGAGGAGGCAGAUCGGAUUGAGAUGUACCUGCAUCCCACCACGCAACGCCAGCUCAUGGAAGUGUGCAGGCACCAGCUUCUUACCAAGCACAGCCAGCUUCUUUGGGAUCAGUUUGGCGCACUGCUCGAAAACGAAAUGACGGUCGAUUUGAGCCGUAUGUACACGCUUCUUUUCCAGAUUCCCGGUGGCUUAGAUCCGCUGCGGGAGCAAUUUGAGUUGUACGCACGGAAUGUCGGCCUCGAGUCUGUUGCGCGCGUGGUAGAAGAGUCACCCACGGUGGAUCCGGCCAAGUACAUUGCGUCUUUGCUGUCUGUGUACGAGCAGUGUAUGCAAACGAUUGAAACUUCGUUCCAGCUCGAGGCUGGCUUUAUUGCUGCACUUGACAAGGCAUGCCGCGUAUUUAUGAACGAGAAUCAAGCGACCGGCACAUCGGCAAGCAAGAGUCCAGAGCUGCUUGCCAAGUAUAUUGACGGGCUACUGAAGAAAAGCAACAGGAACACGGAGGACAUGGUAUUUGUCGACGCAUUUGACCGCGCCAUGAUUGUCUUCAAGUAUAUCGAGGACAGAGACUUUUUUCAAAAGUUUUACGCCAAGUUUUUGGCGCGACGCCUCGUUACCUUUGCGUCUGCGUCCAUGGAUGCGGAGGAAAGCAUGAUUUCAAAGUUGAAGGGCAUUUGUGGGUUUGAGUAUACAAGCAAGAUGCAGCGCAUGUUUACCGAGGUGGGGCUCAGCAAAGAGCUCAACGAGCGCUUUCGCGAAGCUGAGGCCGCGAAGCAAAACUCCGCGUUGCACGCCAUCGAUUUUUACGCGCUGGUACUCGCCAACGGUAUCUGGCCUUUGCAAGCGCCAUCCUCAGACUUUAGUGUCCCUCCAGAAUUACAGCCUGCCCACGAGGCAUUCAAAGAUUUUUACGCGACGGAGCACUCGCGCCGAGUGCUCACAUGGCUCUGGCACCUUUCUUCAAAUGAUUUGCACACCACAUACCUGCCCCGGAAACACAUUUUCCAGGCGUCUACAUACCAAUGUGCUAUUCUCUUGCUAUUCAACACUGACACCGUUCUCACGCGGGAGGAAAUAGCGACCGCCACGCGCCUGGAGAACUCGGUAUUGCGCUCUGCGAUGCUUCCGUUGGUGAAGAGCAAGGUUUUGCACGAGCUCGACGAUUCCUUUUCUCUGAACAUGGAUUUUAAGUCGAAAAAGGUGCGCGUCAAUCUCCAGACGCCUGUGCGCGCCGAGCAAAAGGCAGAGUCGACUGAGGUGGCAAAGACGGUCGAAGAGGACCGUAAGGUGCUGCUUCAAGCGACGAUUGUGCGCAUCAUGAAGGCGCGUAAAACGCUCAAACACAACCUUUUGCUGCCCGAGGUGAUCGGGCAAGUCCAGUCUCGAUUCCAUCCGAAGGUAUCGGAUAUUAAGAAGGCUAUUGAUACACUCAUUGAGAAAGAGUUUUUACAGCGGGCAGAGGGUGAAAAAGACCUGUACUCGUAUGUGGCAUAA